GUGUAACAACUACCAACUAAUAUAACUGUGGCCAGUAGGUAUGUACCUCUAGUAAAAAAAAGUUUGCUAGAAUUUGUCGUCGCACCGGGCUCGUCCGUCAGUCGAUUGCAACUCGUACGCGCGACAUGAUCACGACGCCGCCACAGCUGCUUUCGUCUCGUCGUCCUGAACAAAAACCGUCGACGAGAUUAACGACGUCUGUGCCUGAGACAGCAUCACACGAUAUAAUACCUACCUACUUAUAAUAUUAUAUCGGGUUUCGCGUGUCCUUGCUGGUUGUCGCAGAGGAUCGCGUCCAUGUCAGGCGAGCCAUGAGGCUUAUUAUUUCAUGUCAUGGUGGUAGUGAGAGUACAGAGAGCCCGAGUAUUUCGCUACACGCCGACCGCAAAGAUCUGGGCAUGGACAAUCAAGGUGCUACCGUUCGUUUUAGUGUUGCUCGUCGUUUUCGCCAUGUGCUUCAUAGCCAUAACUCGAGCUCCAGCUUUACAAAAACACAAUUCUMUGAAGGUCAACAGCUUACAUGUGGCAAAAUUGAAACCAGAUCCAGCUAGCAGUACACAGAAUAAAGAUUUCCAGUUAGAACGUUUAUUGAAGUCGAAGCCACCAAACCUUCAUUUGUUCGUCACUCAGUUGAAGAACGAAGCUAACGGAUACUGUUCGGAAAAACUAGCAGAAUUGCAAAAGAAUGCAAAGAAAUCAAAUAUAAUUUCAGAGCGAUUAGAGCCAUGUCGACCAAAACCAUGGUGCCCCAAAAUACCACCCGUGUUAUACGGUGCUGAGAAAUUGGAUAGUGUAGCCGUCAAUAUGACUGAAGAGGAAAUCGUGGACGCCGUUGGAUCAAUGGGCGUGGGUGGUUCUUGGGCUCCAGAUGAUUGUAAAGCAAGACACUCGGUGUGUAUCAUCAUACCUUAUAGGGACAGAAAGGAUCAUUUAUGGACAUUAUUGUACAGGCUCAUACCGGUGUUGAAAAGACAACAGUUGGAUUUCAAAAUAUUUGUCGUUGAACAGGUCAGUAAUGCAACGUUCAAUAAAGGGGCAAUUAUGAAUGCUGCUUUUUUGACGAUUUACCGUACGUACGGACUACGUGGCGAAGGUGAUUGGCAUAAAGGACUGUACGGCUGCUAUGUCUUCCACGACGUGGACAUGUUGCCAGAGGAUGACAGAAACAUGUAUAGUUGUCCGGAAUUUCCCAGACAUCUAUCGGUGGCUGUCAAUGAAUUUAAAUAUCAAUUACCUUACCACAAAUUGGUGGGCGGCGUGUUCAAUAUAAGACCGGAUCAUUACUUCCUCGUCAAUGGUUACUCGAAUUUGUUUUGGGGCUGGGGUGGUGAAGAUGACGAUAUGGGAUAUAGGUUGGAACAAGUCGGGUUGCCGAUCACCCGGCCGCCUGAAAGGUUGGCCCGGUAUACGAUGGUCAAGCACGUUAAGCGUAAACCCCUUGCUCAUGCCGUCCGACUCAAGUUAGUGCACACCAGUCAGAAACGUUACAGGGCUGACGGGCUGAACACGCUCAAGUACGAAGUCUUCCGGGUGGAUACUGAGAAGCUAUACACCCGGAUACUGGUGGGCGUCGGUGACAUGCCCGAAUACGUCCGAUCGUUCGAGGUCACCAGGCGGACCAUCACGGUGCAGAAUAAAAGGUGGAAGUGAUUGAGCUGUAUAAUGGCUGCACUACCUAUAAUAUAUAAUAUGGUGUAGUAUAGGUACGUUCAUUAAUUGGAUCGUCAGUAACCCUAGUUAGUUCGUGAUGCAGUGUGAAUAUUUUAGUGACUUUAUUUUUUUUUUUUUAAUGGCAUUAUUAUCAUCGCAGUAAAAUAGGUUAAGAAGGCCGUUUAGUAUUAUUAUAUUGUAUUAAAAAAUAAAAUUGCACUUAAAAAAUAUUCGCACUACAUCUUGCUGAAUUAGAGUUACUAUGACUCCGUUUAAUUAACACACUUUAUAUGAACUAUAUAUAUUUAUAUUUGAAAUUUGAAUAUGACCUUAUAUAUAUUUUAUAUUUCUGUAAUACUUUUAUAAU
This is a messenger RNA of Diuraphis noxia (Russian wheat aphid), 2017 nucleotides long. RefSeq names its product beta-1,4-N-acetylgalactosaminyltransferase ngat-1-like. The record is from RefSeq and is a predicted model, not a curated record. Lineage: Eukaryota; Metazoa; Arthropoda; Insecta; Hemiptera; Aphididae. Gene Ontology annotation, biological process: glycosphingolipid biosynthetic process; carbohydrate metabolic process. Gene Ontology annotation, cellular component: Golgi apparatus. Gene Ontology annotation, molecular function: N-acetyl-beta-glucosaminyl-derivative 4-beta-N-acetylgalactosaminyltransferase activity; galactosyltransferase activity.